CACAAUCCCCAAACCAGAGGAUCCAACCCCGCCCCAGCCCACGCCCCAAAACCACCACGCCACCCCGAUCUCGAAGAAGAUCCAUAAAACAUAGUUUUCUCGUCAAUAAUAAAAAAACUACAAGAAAUAUGUUUUAAUUCGUUGUUUAAUUUUUUGGAGAAAGAAUAGAGUGACCAAACCCUAGUGUCAUGAUCAGAUGCUUUAAGGUUUACAGUAAUCGAAGGCAAGACCAGCAUGAUCAACUCCAGCAACGGCAUGAUUUCAACGUCAUCGACGUCGGCGAACACGCAAUCACCGGGAUUAAAGACAUAUUUUAAAACCCCAGAAGGACGUUAUAAGCUUCACAAUGAAAAGACGCAUCCUUCUGGUCUCCUUCACUAUGCCCAUGGAAAAACUGUUACUCAGGUAACCCUAGCUAUUAUCAAGGACAAGCCUGCCCCAUCAACACCGACAGCCCCACCUUCAGGUUUCAGUACAGGCAGUGGUGUACGAUCAGCUGCUGCUAGGUUGUUGGGUGCUAGCAAUGGAACCCGUGCGCUUAGCUUUGUUGGAGGGAAUGGGGGGAGUAAAAGUAUUAGUAGUAGUAGUAGUAGUAGGAUUGGAUCGCUGGGGACAUCAUGCUCAAGUAAUUCCAUGAUCAAUUCAAAUUUUGAUGGGAAAGGGACUUACUUGAUCUUCAAUGUAGGGGAUGCCAUCUUUAUAACUGAUUUAAAUUCUCAAGAUAAGGAGGACCCAAUAAAAUCGAUCCAUUUUAGUAAUUCAAAUCCUGUGUGCCAUGCCUUUGAUCAAGAUGCUAAGGAUGGACAUGAUUUGCUUAUUGGAUUGAGUUCUGGGGAUGUCUACUCAGUGUCACUGAGACAGCAAUUACAGGAUGGUGGAAAAAAGCUAGUUGGGGCCCAUCAUUAUAACAAAGAUGGUUCUGUUAAUAAUAGUCGUUGUAUGAGUAUUGCAUGGGUUCCUGGAGGAGAUGGUGCUUUUGUUGUUGCACAUGCUGAUGGUAAUUUGUAUGUCUAUGAAAAGAGCAAGGAUGUUGCUGGUGAUUCUUCAUUCCCUGUUAUCAAAGAUCCAACUCAAUUCUCUGUUUCACAUGCCCGCUACAGUAAGAGUAACCCAAUUGCCAGAUGGCAUAUUUGCCAAGGUUCAAUCAAUGGCAUUGCUUUCUCAACUGACGGGACCUAUUUAGCAACUGUUGGAAGAGAUGGUUACUUGCGAGUCUUUGACUAUUCAAAAGAACAACUUAUAUGUGGUGGGAAAAGUUAUUAUGGUGCUCUACUAUGUUGUGCUUGGAGCAUGGAUGCAAAAUAUAUUUUGACUGGAGGAGAAGAUGACCUAGUUCAAGUUUGGAGUAUGGAAGAUCGGAAGGUUGUUGCGUGGGGUGAAGGACACAAUUCAUGGGUAAGUGGAGUGGCUUUUGAUUCAUAUUGGUCAUCACCAAACUCAGAUGGCACAGGGGAGAAUGUUGUGUACCGGUUUGGUUCUGUUGGUCAGGACACACAGUUACUUUUAUGGGAUCUGGAAAUGGAUGAGAUUGUAGUGCCAUUACGUAGGUGCCCCCCUUCUGGUGGAUCUCCUACUUUCAGCACUGGAAGUCAGUCUUCCCACUGGGACAGUGUUAUCCCAGUUGGAACUCUGCAACCUGCUCCUAGCAUGCGUGAUGUUCCAAAGCUUUCUCCUGUAGUGGCUCACCGUGUUCACACGGAUCCUCUUUCUGGUUUAGUGUUUACGCAGGAAUGUGUUCUUACUGUUUGUAGAGAGGGCCAUGUAAAAAUCUGGAUGAGACCUGGAGCCUCAGAUAGCCAGUCAGGCAACUCGGAAACCAUCUCAAGUACCAGUUUGAAGGAGAAGCCAUUAUUGUCAAGCAAGAUUGGCAGUUCUACAUAUAAGCAAUGACCAAAUUGUCAUGAGAUUCCAAGGCAAAAUGGAUCUCUUCUUCAUUGAUUUAAUUUGAAAUUGCUGGUAUGGCUGCCCAUCCCAAUUCCACAGUUGUUUUUCUCAGAGUUAGAGCUGGAUGAAUGUUCUGAUUGCUGGAGGAUUCAUCAACUGGGUCCAUUUGUGCAUUGAGAGAUAAAAUGCCAUUUAUGGCACUAAGAGCUCAGGAGGGAGAGAACCCCCUAUGUAAGUACAAAACAGUUGUUGCUAGGAUAUAUCUUAUAUAAUAUUUAAUUUCUGACAGAAAUAAUUUGAAGUUACUCUUUGAGAUUUACAUUUCAGAGGUGCAUAGGAGUUCAUUUGAUUCUGCUGGUAAUGAAAUUUCACAAUAGCUAUAUAAUUUUUGCCGGAUAUCAUGAAGCUCUCUCACAUGUGAUAAGCUUUUCAUGUUAUGGUUAUGAGGUAUUUAUUUCUCUUGGAUGUAUCCUUGAUUUGGAAGAAAAAUUAUUCUUUUGUUUAGUACUAGAUAUGGGUUAUGACACUGAAGUUAUGCUGAGGAACACUGAACUAUGGGAGACUAGUGCUGUAUUUGUAUUCAUUUUGUUUUAUGCUGGCAAACAGGGGGAACUACACUAUACCGUGUUAGAAGAUUUUUCCU
Messenger RNA from Populus euphratica (Euphrates poplar), 2527 nucleotides. RefSeq names its product WD repeat-containing protein 20-like. Gene Ontology annotation, molecular function: protein binding. Bases 235 to 1890 code for a protein of 551 amino acids. NCBI's taxonomy places the organism in Eukaryota, Viridiplantae, Streptophyta, Magnoliopsida, Malpighiales, Salicaceae. The record is from RefSeq and is a predicted model, not a curated record. The transcript has 11 exons.